Messenger RNA from Lolium rigidum, 429 nucleotides. RefSeq names its product auxin-responsive protein SAUR36-like. Lineage: Eukaryota; Viridiplantae; Streptophyta; Magnoliopsida; Poales; Poaceae. Gene Ontology annotation, biological process: response to auxin. The record is from RefSeq and is a predicted model, not a curated record. The transcript has a single exon. The coding region runs from base 1 to 429 and encodes 142 amino acids.
AUGAUCAACGCUAAGAGAAUCGCUCAACUAGCAACAAAGUGGCAGAGGGUAGCAGCUCUCACGAGGAAGCGUCUGACCAGGACGGCGACAACAUCAACCGAAGGGUGCUCAACAGUAGUGGAAGGAAAGGGCCACUGCAUCAUGUACACCACUGGUGGGAGAAGGUUCGAGGUGCCCUUGGCAUAUCUCAACACCGUGGUCUUCAGUGAGCUUCUGCGAAUGUCCCAAGAGGUGUUUGGCUUUGCAAGCAGAGAAGACAGGAUCAAGCUGCCAUGCGAUGCCGUGGUGAUGGAGUACAUCAUGUCCUUGCUCAGGAGAAGUGCCUCCGCUGAGAUAGAGGCGGCGUUCCUCAGCUCCAUGGCGAUGCCACCCUACUAUGCAGCUCCACCUGUGGGAGUUAGCCAGCAUGUUAUUGUCUGCAGUUGCUAA